ACGAUCAAAUCGCAUGUGGUAUCGAAUUGCAGUGCAAACGGUCAACAACAGUUGAGUGUCUAUGAUCCAACAUUGGGAAGUUUGGGUAAUCAAAUGCGUAAGUUGUCGUUAAGUGAAUGGUUGAAUGCAUUGGAACAUCUGCUGCAUGUGCUCUUCUAUAUGUGUCGUCGAGUGCAAACCAUUCAAGAGCUCAUCACCGAGAACAUCGAUCGUUACGUGGAGUUGUACUGCGAUAGCGGUAACGUUGUGGAGCAACCACAAUGCACUUCAUCACUAUCUAUGGAAAGAAUUGAGCAGACGGAAUCAGCGUUCUCACAGCAGCAACAAUCAAAUCUUACGAGCAACACUAGCAGCAAUAAUAAUAAUAAUAAUCACCCGUCAAUAAUCGUUGAGCAUGACGACGAACCAGAAGAUGAUUUGGAGGAUGAUUUGACGGUAGACGGAGUGACAGAGAGUGUUGAUCAACUGCCGGACUUAUCACCAUCAGGAUCCGUGACCAGUAUGGUUCUCGAUCCUAUCAGAAUGCCAAAAUUACCGUCUACAGUCUCACUAGAUAGAAUGCCAUCUGACAGCACUGCCACAGCACCAACAAAACACAUUUUUGCAAUUCAUCACAGUGCGACAAUCAAUAUCGCUAUUGACUGGCCAUGCGACAUAUACGGCUCAGGAACGAAGUUGUCGACUUUUCGUUGCAAGAUCAAAGUUAUCAAUGUAGUUUUGCUUUAUCAGGAUGGAUUUCUGGAGCGACUGUCCUUAUGUGAAUUUCAACGAGUGUUACGAAUCGCCGACGAAUUCAUUAAUCGAUGCGGUUUGUUGAUUGGACGUGAAGUGAAGUAUUCAUCACCGUUACAGUUGUGUAUUGUGCAGCUGAGUGCGCGUUUCAUCAAGCAUUUUCAUCAGGAUCGUAAAGCGAAAUUGAGCCAUAUUUUGGAUUCGGAGAAUUGGCGUGCCGGUGAAGUGCCUGAGUUGUUUCAACGGAUUGUCGACGAAUGCUUGCAAAACGAACGUUUGAGCGAUGUGUCAACUGCUGUUGAUCAGAAGCAAUCAUUUGGCGAUACAAAAACCUCAAAGAAUCAUCAGAACGCUUUGAUGGUCGAUGGCGAACCUUAUGUUGUUGUUGGGACUGCGCUCUUGGUACUGCAAAUGAUGGCUGAGUAUUGUGACGCACUCGCUGUUCUGCCUGAAUUUGCUUCUGAAUUGUUGAUGUGCGUUGUGGAGGUAUUGAAGAACUUCAACUCACGUAGUUGUCAGUUGAUACUCGGAGCUGGUGCUCUACAGCUGAUCGGUUUGAAGUCAAUCAGCGUUAAACAUUUAGGUAGUGGACCAUUUCAUAGUUUUGAUAUUAAACAUAUCGACUGUCGUUAUCAUAUGCUUUGUUAUAUCAUUUGA
This is a messenger RNA of Anisakis simplex (herring worm), 1389 nucleotides long. Lineage: Eukaryota; Metazoa; Nematoda; Chromadorea; Rhabditida; Anisakidae. The record is from the annotation of a GenBank genome assembly.